AUGGUGGAUGCAGCAGCUGGAGGCUCAUUUGCUCAAAAGACCUUGGAAGAAGCACGCCAACUCAUUGAAGUUAUGGCAUCCAACAAUUACAAUCAUAGGAAAAGGAACUCUUCAAAAAGAGGUGUGUUGGAGCUGAAUACCUUAGAUGCACUACUGGCUCAGAACAAAUUAAUGUCACAACAACUUCAUUCCCUUAAUGCCAAGUUGGAAAACAUGAAGUUUGAAAGGAAUAAACUAGUACACUAUGUAGCUCUCACCAGCCAAGAGGAAUAUCAUAAGGGAACAAUGGAAAAUCCAAAAGAAUUAUGCCAAGCAAUUAUUACUAGGAGUGGAAAGGUGAUAGAGCCACAACCUAAGAAAAAACCACUUGAAAAAGACGAUGAUUUAAUUGUUGGACAAGAAGAAGAGGUAGCAGAACAGCAACCAAAACCAGAAUUGGAGAUUGCAAAAGAGGAAGAGGAGGAGAAAAUUCCACCAAAACAAAAGUUGGUGGUAGAUGAGGCAUAUUGGAAUAGAUCUAAGAAACAAAUUUUGGAAGAUUCAUGCAAGCCUCAAAUCCCUCCCCCUAUAAAGUUGCACAUAAAUAUACUAUUUGCAGAAGCGCUGGAACAAAUGCCUUUGUAUGCCAAGUUCAUGAAGGACUUGCUUUCAAAGAAGAUGAAAUUGAAGGAGGAUGCUACAAUAGCUUUAACCGAGGAAUGCAAUGCAAUAUUGCAGCAAAAAUUACCUCCUAAGUUGAAAGAUCUAGGAAGCUUCACAAUCCCCUGCACUAUAGGGAAUGUGACCACUAGAAAGGCUUUAUGGGACUUGGGGGACAGCAUCAAUUUGAUAUCACUCUCUAUUUUGAAGAAAUUGGGAGUGGGGGAAGUUAAAAGUACAAAAAUGGCUCUCCAACUAGCUGACCGGUCUAUCAAAUACCCAUAUGGUGUAAUGGAGGAUGUGUUGGUGAAGGUGGAGAAACUGAUUUUUUCAGCAAACAUUGUUAUCUUAGAUAUAGAUGAGGAUUCUGAGGUGCUUGCGAUCUUGGGAAGACCAUUUCUAGCCACUGGAAGGGCUUUGAUUGAUGUGCAGUAA
Abrus precatorius (Indian licorice) is the source of this 1074-nucleotide messenger RNA. RefSeq lists its product as uncharacterized. The transcript has 3 exons. The record is from RefSeq and is a predicted model, not a curated record. NCBI's taxonomy places the organism in Eukaryota, Viridiplantae, Streptophyta, Magnoliopsida, Fabales, Fabaceae. Bases 1 to 1074 code for a protein of 357 amino acids.